CUAGCUUCAAUUGACUCAUGAUAUAUAUAUAUAUAUGAUAAAUUUCGUCGUUUCACUGUAUUAUGGUUGAAUAAAUAAUCUCAUUUUAUAAUGAAUGAAUUCAUGUGGUUUACAUUCAAUAGUGAAAAACAAAUGAAAGAAAAGAAAAUAAAGAUGAAUUUAGUUAAAUUAUAGUUAGUUCGUUAGGUAUGAAAACAAGUUGUUAGGACAGAUAAGCAAAAUAAACAUUAUUUAUAGAUUGUAUUAUAUUCAUAAGACUAGUUUAUACUUGGAUUUCCCCCCCCCCAUUCAUCUAUUCUAUUCCCUUGAAAUAAAUGAACAUAUAAUGAUAUUUAUAUACUCAUGUAAUAUGACUUAGUUUUGAGAUGAUGAUGAUGAUGAUGAUGAUGAUGAUGAUGAUGAUGAUGAUGAUGAUGAUGAUGAUGAUGAUGAUGAUGAUGAUGAUGAUGAUGAUGAUGAUGAUGAUGAUGAUGAUGAUGAUGAUGAUGAUGAUGAUGAUGAUGAUGAUGAUGAUGAUGAUGAUGAUGAUGAUGAUGAUGAUGAUGAUGAUGAUGAUGAUGAUGAUGAUGAUGAUGAUGAUGAUGAUGAUGAUGAUGAUGAUGAUGAUGAUGAUGAUGAUGAUGAUGAUGAUGAUGAUGAUGAUGAUGAUGAUGAUGAUGAUGAUGAUGAUGAUGAUGAUGAUGAUGAUGAUGAUGAUGAUGAUGAUGAUGAUGAUGAUGAUGAUGAUGAUGAUGAUGAUGAUGAUGAUGAUGAUGAUGAUGAUGAUGAUGAUGAUGAUGAUGAUGAUGAUGAUGAUGAUGAUGAUGAUGAUGAUGAUGAUGAUGAUGAUGAUGAUGAUGAUGAUGAUGAUGAUGAUGAUGAUGAUGAUGAUGAUGAUGAUGAUGAUGAUGAUGAUGAUGAUGAUGAUGAUGAUGAUGAUGAUGAUGAUGAUAGAGAAGAUUUAUAGUUUCAUUAAAUGAUUUUAAUCGAGUUUUGUUCUUUGAACUGGAUGAUUUGAUUGUGGAACUUUCAUCAUUCUUCUAAACGAUAUCAUGAACAUACACUUCAAGUCAAUAGGAACUCAUAUCAAUAUCAAAGUCUAACACUUCACUUCUAUCUGAAGUUUAUGUUGAUGAUGUCGUUCAUGAAGAAUAAUGAACGACAUCAUCACAACCAAGCCAUCCAGUUCAGAGAAUAAAACUCUAUCCAAAUCAUCUAGUUGAAUUACAAAAUGUUUUGAUUUUCAUCAUCCCGAUUUCACUUAGGUUAGAUAUCACACUCUGCAGAAAUUAAUUAAUAAACCUUCAAUUUUAUAAAUUAUUUACUUACUUAGUUAGUUACUUACGCCUGUCACUCCCAAUAAAACAUAGGCCGCCAACCAGCAUUCUCUAACCAACUCUGUCCUCUGUAUUCCUUUCUAGUUCUAUCCUAUUGUUGUUCAUUCUUCUCAUGUCUAUCUCCAUUUCUUGACGUAGUAUGUUCUUUGGUCUCCCUCUCCUCUCUCUUUGGUCCUGAGGAUUUCAUGCGAGGGUUUGUCCUGUGAUGCAGUUUGAUGCUUUCCUGAAUCUGUGUCCUAUCGACUUCCAGCGCCUCUUCCUGACUUAUCCCUCUAUUGGGAUCUGGUUUGUUCUCUCUCAGAGUAGGUUAUUGCUGACAAGUGUCUGAUCAACGGAUCUUAUUCAGUAACUUAAAAGUAAAGUGUUUAACAAUGCUGGUAAAGUUCUUUUUUAAACACUGGAUUUAAUGUGAUAUCCUAUUUACACGUACUAUUGAGUACUUCUUAAUUUGAAUGGAAAAUAUAUUUUAAAUGUUAUCACGUAAGGAUUAUUUUCCGAUAGUAAAUUUUUACAGUUGAAUUCAUGAGUCAACCUAAGCUAGAUCACUAUUGGAAGUCAGGAAGUACUGGAUGACCAUUUCGUCCUAGUACGAGAGAGACUCUUCGUCAGUGCGUAUCCACAAUCCCGCACACAAGACUCAAAUCCAGGACCUAUCACUCUUGCGCGUGAAAACUCAACCUCUAGAUCAUUAAGCUAUCAUCCAACGAUACUAAUGUCUAAAUUCAUUCAAUCCAUGUUCUUACUCAACUCUUGAGUCCCGCGUAUAGAAUCCUUAUUGCAUACUACUCAGGAUUCCUAUACUAGAAUGAAACGAUCCUUGAAUGCUUACAAAUUUUCCAUAGUGGUCUAACUUAAAUUGACACAUGAAUUUAAUUGUGAAAAUACUACAAUCUUCACAAUUCCCCAUACUGAUGAUAAACUUAUAUUUAUAAAACAAAUGUAUCUACAUAAAUCUCUUAAAGAUUUGGACAAAUCAUUAAGUGGAACUUCUUUUAUUCAAUAAUAUAAGUAGUAUUAUACAUUUUAUGUAUGUCGGAUUUUGUUAUAAUUGACUAACCAACUAACUAAUUACAUCAUUAGCAUAAGUACUUUUAUUUAAACGUUUACAACUUAACGCUAAUGUGAAAUGAUGCGAAACACUGCAGUGAUUAGUUGUAUGUAGUUUCUUUGUCAUAUAGCGAUAAUAUAACUGAAUUACAUAAAGAAAGAACUAAGAAUGCUCUACACCAACUUAUCUAAUACGUUAAGAACAUGAAAGGCUGAAGAUGAUUGUAAUUGUACAUAAAUGACAAAUAGUUACUAUUGUAAAGAGGGGGAGAGAGAGCGAGAGAGGGAGUAAAUUUUCAUUGCCGUUUAUUACUUUGUACUAAGAACAAUGUACUUUAACCGAACAUAAAUUAUUGAAUAGUACUAUUUUCAUUCAUUAUCUGUCCGAUAUAGAUAGUAAAUAGAUUGAAUACAAACAUUACUAUGGUAUUUUGUCCCUAAAUUGUUAAGGUGUAUCUUAGUUUAUAUCAAUGAAUGACCAGUUAUUUGUUUGUAAGAACAUUUAGUUGAUCAAAUAUCUGGAUAAGUAGUAGGGUUCGAUUCGCACUAAGAAGGACCUGAAAUACAUGACAUUGAUCAUCCACCACUCAAUGAUCAAUCAAUUGUGAUUACAUC
Schistosoma mattheei is the source of this 2978-nucleotide messenger RNA. NCBI's taxonomy places the organism in Eukaryota, Metazoa, Platyhelminthes, Trematoda, Strigeidida, Schistosomatidae. The record is from the annotation of a GenBank genome assembly.